AUUUAAAAGAUUAAGUUACAGCGAUUAUAAGCUAAGAUACUAAUUCUAUUUACAUUCAAUGUCGACACCAUGGAUGCUGCACGUGUUUUAGUAGUGAUUUAUUUAUUAUGCACGACUGUUACGUUUGUAUUGUGCACGUUGUUUACUAGUGAAGUGAAAUUGCCACAAGGAAUAUUGAAAGGUUUAAAAUUAGGAGGCUACAAUGCUUAUUUGGGAAUUCCAUACGCUUCCGUCCCAAUGCGAUUUCAUGAGCCGGGACCUGCACCGUCUUGGACAGACACUUUUUAUGCUACGGAUGGAUCAAUAAAAUGCUCUCAAACACUCGCAGUGCUGAAAAUAAUAGUUGGUCGUGAAGAUUGCUUAGUAGCUAAUAUUUAUACUCCAAAUGAAAGCAACAAUUUAUUACCGGUUAUGGUUUUCAUUCAUGGUGGAGGAUUUUAUUACGGAAGUAAUACAAAUCUAUUGUACGACGGGAAAUAUCUCGUGCAAAAAGGUGUAAUAGUGGUGACGAUAAAUUAUAGGCUUGGAGCGUUUGGAUUCUUGUGCUUGAAUGACACAGAAGUCACAGGAAACAUGGGCUUGAAAGAUCAAGUUGCCGCCUUAAGGUGGAUAAAUCAGAAUAUAGAGAGUUUUGGAGGAGAUCCUAAUUCGGUUACGUUAAUUGGGGAAAGCGCUGGAGCGACCUCCGUUCAUUAUUUAACUUUGUCAGAAUUAAGCAGGGGUUUAUUUAAAAGAAUUAUUUUGGAAAGUGGCUCCAUACUUAUACCCAUUGCAUUUGAAGAGAAUCCUGUCAAUAAAGCAAUGCUGUUAACAUCCAGACUUGGCCACAAUUUAACGGAUCAAAACGAUAUUUUAAAAAUUCUACAAAACGCGCAUGAGAAAGAUAUUGUGAAGGCUUCGGAUGCUGCAAGAAAAAAUAAUAAUGGUGAACCCUUUAUCUUUCAACCGUGUUCCGAAAAUACAAAGAAAAGUAAGAAUCCAUUUAUAACAAUGAGCCCCAGAAAUCUAUUAAACUCUUUUAAACUUGAUCCAAACAUAGAUGUCAUAAUAGGUUUUAACGAUAAGGAAGGAAUCAUGUUCGCGGGAGAGUUUAAUUACAUGGACUUAGAUAAUCUUGAAAAUAAUUUAUCUAGAAUUUUACCCCAGAAUCUAAAAUUUCAAAAUGAUUAUGAAAUCAAGGAGCUUCUCAAGGAUGUCAGAAAAAUAUAUUUUCAAGAUAAACCGAUAACAAGUGCUAGUUAUGAUGGACUUAUAAAUUAUUUUUCGGACUCUUUGAUAGUAUAUCCUUCUAUAGAAACAAUCGACUUUUUCCUAAAGGUCAACGCUACUGUAUAUAAUUAUAUUUUUAAAUACGACUCUAUACGAAAUUUAAAUAAAUUUAUAUCCGGUCUACCGUUAACGCCGGGCGCAAACCACGCAGAUGAAUUAUUUUAUAUCUUUGACCCAAUAUUCUACAAAUUCCUACCAAAUUUACCAAAGGAUGAGAAGAUGAUAGAUGUGAUGACUAGUUCCUGGACUAACUUUGCAAAAACGGGAAAUCCCUCGACUACUAGUGUGAAGUGGAUAAAAAGCGAAAGGAAUAAUCUAAAUUUCUUAUCCCUAGGAAAUGAAAUUAAGUUAACAUCUAUGCCAUUUGAGGAACGUAUAAGAUUCUGGAGAGAUGUUUACCUAAAAUAUGCCGCAUAUUAAAUUAUACGAAACAGUUAUACAAUAUUUCUUUAUAUAUUUUAAGCGUUUGUUUGUUGACAAGUGAAAAGUGUGAUAACUCAGUGGUAAGGACUUCAAUCAAAAAGUCGAAGGUGGCAGACCAGACUAGCGGGCAAGAACUAGUUUUUCAAUUUAUUCACGCAUUAUCCACAUCAACACUGCUUCAAAAGAGAAAAGAAAGCAUCGUUAGGAAACCGGCAUCCAAGCGUCAAAAUUUUGAUAACAUGCAUCAGGCCAACCCGCCUCAGUUUAGUGGAUUAUAGCCUGAACUCUUUGCAGCAGAGGCGACAUAAUAUUCUAUGGGCUGAUGAUGAUGACGAAUACACCUAAAAUGUAACUGCUGUAAACUGCUAACCUAACCCUUUACGAACCUGUCUUAUUUCUAUAUUUCUUAAUCAAAACAAGUAGGUACCUAGACAUCUAAUAAACAAG
Molecule: messenger RNA, 2139 nt
Organism: Zerene cesonia (dogface butterfly)
Lineage: Eukaryota; Metazoa; Arthropoda; Insecta; Lepidoptera; Pieridae
Product: esterase E4-like
Exons: 3
Coding region: 70-1689 (539 amino acids)
Source: RefSeq, a predicted model, not a curated record